AUGAUACAAACAUUCGAGUUUUGGGCAGCUGCAGCUCUCCUCCUGGAAGGUCCGCCAGAGGAGCGCGAGUGCGAGGUUCAGGUGUUGUCGCCAGUCGCUCCUCUCCGGCCCCCGCAGCUGCAGCACCAACGCCACCACCACCAGCACCACGUUCAGGGAACUGUGCAUCAUCCCUUCCCCCAGCAGCAGCAACAGCACCAGCAGGCGCAGUAUCCCCAGCAGCAGCUCCAGCACCUGGCGGCGCCGCACCCCCAGCCGCUGGGCCAGCAGCGCCUGGGGCCCACGUACCCGUGCCCUUACUGCGGCAAGACCUUCGACCGGCCCUCGCACCGCGACCGCCACGUGCGCAUCCACACGGGGGAGAAGCCCUACCGCUGCCCGGUGUGCUCGCACUCCUCCAGCCUCAAGGAGAACCUCAAGUCCCACUUCCUCCUCAAACACCCGGGCUGUGACCCUGGCGUGUUGAUGGCGCCGAUGCCGCACAGAGGCGGCGUGGAAUGGCUGGACUGUUCUUGGCCCAUAGGGGAUGAGGGGAGUAGGUCCCAGGCCUCCUCGGCGGCAAUGUCCCUGCCAACACAGAUGCCCCUUCCCUUGUCUUCCUCCUCCACCACCUCCGCCUCGAGCUCUUCGGGCCCGUCCCUCAGGCUGGCCCUGGGCGGGAUGUGUGGCCCUAGACCACCCCAGCCGCCGCCGCCGCCUCAACAGCCGCCGCAGCCUCCGCAGCCGCUGCUGCAGCCGCAGGGGAGCGUCCAUCCUCCCUCAGUCGGGCACGACCUGAUCCAGCGCAAGGGCGGAGGCGAUUACGUGUGCGGGUACUGCGGCAAGAACUUCGUGGCGCCGGCCUUCCUGCGGCGCCACAUCCGAGCGCACACGGGGGAGAAGCCCUUCAAGUGCCCCCACUGCGACUUCCGGGCCACGCAGAAGGGCAACCUCAACAGCCACAUCAUCAACAGACAUAACGCACCGACCGUGUGAUGAGCGGG
This is a messenger RNA of Penaeus indicus, 983 nucleotides long. RefSeq names its product zinc finger protein 236-like. NCBI's taxonomy places the organism in Eukaryota, Metazoa, Arthropoda, Malacostraca, Decapoda, Penaeidae. Gene Ontology annotation, biological process: regulation of gene expression. Bases 1 to 975 code for a protein of 324 amino acids. Gene Ontology annotation, cellular component: nucleus. The record is from RefSeq and is a predicted model, not a curated record. The transcript is spliced from 3 exons.